This is a messenger RNA of Acanthosepion pharaonis, 768 nucleotides long. Lineage: Eukaryota; Metazoa; Mollusca; Cephalopoda; Sepiida; Sepiidae. The record is from the annotation of a GenBank genome assembly.
AUGUUUUCUACAACGACCAAAAAGUUUCCUAUUCCGUUUUCAAAUCGUUUCAAAAAAAGAAGGAAAAGAAAAAAAAAGCGAAGGAUUUCUGAAAUUUCUUGGGGCCAGAAUAUUGAAGCAGUACUUGUUGGCGUGGCUGCCUUUAUAGCCAAUACCAUAAUUAUUGGAUUCAUUGCUUCCCUUGCAAUCUACUAUGUAGAAUUCAAAGAUGCUUUUUCUGACAGCCAUGGUCUAAUCUCACUCAGUGUCUUCUUGCCUACCGGAAUCUUUGGAUCUGUUGGCUUGCUCAGUGGUAUGUUUCUGAACAAAUUUGGAGUAAGGAUUACAGCAAUCACUGGGAGCCUUCUUCUAGCAAUUGGCGUCGGUGUCUGUGCUUAUGUCCCCAAUGUCAUCUUUUUAUUUGUCUUUCUUGGAGCCUUUGCAGGGACUGGCUGUUCCUUCGUUUACCUCUCUGUGACGAUGGGUUUAUGUUCAUACUUCAAACUCAAGGGCCGUUUGCUGAUGCCCCUUGUGACUAUGGUGUAUAGUGUUGUAAUCAUGGAUUUCUUUGAUAUUAAUCACUAUGCCAUUGCAAUUGGCCUUUCGGAAACAGUGGCUGGAUGUGGAGUUGUAACCAUUGGAUACAUUAUUGGCUUCCUAACAGAAUAUAACAAUGGCAGUUAUAUGGUCAGCUUCUACCUUAUUGCUGCAAUAUCUGUGACUUGCAUGUUACCAAUGCUGAUUCUGUGUUUGUACAAGAGGAGGAAAGUUUCUGUCAAGAACCCCUAG